AAAGCCACAGGCGUCUGUUAAUACUCAGCCUGGAUAUAUGUUGACAUUCGCAACAAAUGUAGAAUUUAGAUUGUCCUUCUUUUUCUACCAUCUAGUAUUUCAUUUUUCGCGCAAAACGUCAAGACGAGUGUCAUGUAAAAAAAAAUCGCAUAACGCAGAAUUUGGUAAACCGUAAUUUUUCGGAUUUUAUUUGUUUAUUUCAAUAGAUCUAACACUGGCAUAUAUUUGCGUAUCAUGCACCUCAUGCUCCGUGGCCUGGAUACGUCUCGUAUUAUAUCUAGAUAAUGAAACCAGGAGGCAGCUAUUUUCUUCAUAUGGCAGAGAUGGAUUUGAAAACAGCCACAACAGCGAUGGAAGCCUUGGUUCGUCUCAGCUCUAACAUGAAGAGCCUGGAGCAUGAGCUGCAUUGUCCUGUGUGUAAGGAAAUAGUCAAGCAGCCUGUGGUCCUGCCAUGCCAGCACAGCAUCUGUCUCUUGUGUGCCUCUGAGGUGUUAGUGGCAAAUGGCUACCCGCCUCCUGAGCUUCCCCCAGAGCCCAAUUCCCCGGCCUCCACACCCAACACACGCUCACCUCGUCAGGCACGCAGACCGACUCCUAAAGCUGAGCAGCGGCCCAUUGAUCGUGUGCUACGAUCAGGUCCCCAUCCACCUUCUCCGUCAAUGCCACGGUCUCCUGGAUAUGGGACGUAUCAAGGGCGACGCCGUAAGGAAGGUCCACCCUUGGUGAUGAUGUUCCCCUGCAUCCCUUGUGGUCGAGAUGUUGAACUAGGAGAGAAGGGCCUUACUGACUGCCUCCGUAACCUCACCUUGGAGCGUAUAGUGGAGAGGUAUAGACACACAGUGAGCCUGGGCAGUGUUGCUGUGAUGUGCCAGUUCUGUAAGCCUCCUCAAACUCUGGAGGCCACUAAGGGCUGUGCUGACUGCAGAGCCAAUUUCUGCAAUGAGUGUUUCAAGCUCUAUCAUCCAUGGGGGACACCACGGGCACAACACGAACAUAUCCAGCCAACACUCAACUUCAGGCCAAAGGUCCUGACCUGUCCGGAGCAUGACCAGGAGAAGCUACAGUUCUAUUGCAGGUCCUGUCAGCGGCUGCUCUGCCCUCUCUGCAAACUGCGCCGCAUCCACACUGGACAUAAAAUCCUCCCAGUGGCGCAAGCUUACCAAGCUUUGAAGGAGAAGAUUACUAAAGAGAUUAACUACAUUCUGUCCAACCAAGACACAGUUCUGGCUCAGAUCACCCAGCUGGAGAGUGCCAUCACUCAGACUGAGGUAAACAGUGUGUCAGCCAGGGAGCAGCUGGCUCAGAGUAUCAGGGAUCUAACGGCUGCUCUGGCCGAGCGCCAUGCUUCACUCACUCAGGCUCUGGAGACAGCGCGGCAGAAACGAGGCGAGGCAUUGGCUGCUCAGGUGGCGGAGAGACGGGGCUUGAUGGAACAUGCCGGCCUCAUGGCGUUCACCCAGGAGCUGCUAAAAGAAACAGAUCAGCCUUGCUUUGUGCAAGCUGCACGCCAAACUCAUAACAGGCUUAGUAAAGCAAUCGAGAAUCUCCAGCACUUCACUUUUGCUGCUGACCCAUCCUUCAGACACUUCCAGCUGGAUGUCUCCAAAGAGCUCAAACUCCUGACGGAGCUGAACUUCAUCCAGGCUCCUCUGGCUCCAGUGAUUGAUACUCAGCGUACUCUGGCCUAUGAUCAGCUCUUCUUAUGCUGGCGACUUCCCCAAGAGUCUGCACCAGCCUGGCACUUUUCAGUAGAGUACCGCCGUCGGGGUGUGGUACCAGGAGGAGCCUCCAGAGGUGGGAUCAGAGGAGGACUGGCUGCUGCCCGUUGGGGCUGGCAGCGCUUGGAUGAAGUGAGUGGAAGCAGUGCUGUGAUAGACAGAUUGGAGAUGGACAGCGUAUAUGUGCUGCGGGUGAGAGGCUGCAACAAGGCAGGCUAUGGGGAGUACAGUGAGGAAGUGUACCUGCACACUCCGCCCGCACCAGUGCUUAACUUCUACCUAGACUCUCGCUGGGGUCUCCAUGCCGACCGGCUGGUGGUCAACAAAGAGCAGCGUGGUGCUCGCAGCGUCCCAGGCCUUUCUCUGCUGCAGGCUGCUGACCAUGCCCUCACUUCUUGUCACCUUACUUCUGACCUCCUGGUUGGAGAUGUAGCCAUUACGCAAGGAAGGCACUACUGGGCGUGCUCAGUCGAGCCUGGUUCUUAUCUUGUGAAGGUAGGGGUUGGUCUGGAGUCCAAACUACAGGAGUGGUUCCACCUUCCGCAGGACAUGGCCAGUCCUCGUUAUGACCCUGACAGUGGCCAUGACAGCGGAGCAGAAGAUGCGCUGGACUCUGCACCGCCUUUCUGCUUCCUCACUAUGGGGAUGGGUAAAAUCUACCUGCCCCAACACAGCUACCACCACCACAACAGCCAAGGCAACAAUAAUAGAGAUCCCAUCACCAACGGCAACGGCCCCUCCUCACCCUCGGGCCUCACCUACCCGCUGCCGCCCCGGCUCGGCGUGUGCCUUGACUUUGAGAAGGGACGUGUCACUUUCUACGAUGCCCAUUCUCUGCGACCCCUGUGGGAGGGUCAUGUGGAUUGCUCCGGCCCCGUGUGCCCUGCUUUCUGUUUUAUUGGUGGAGGAGCGCUGCAGCUGCAGGAGCUGGUGGCCAAUCGCAAUGCAGAUCAGACUCCGGUCAGACGUGUAACCAUCCAAUCGCGCGUCUCUAAUUUAAAUAACAACUGAUGCUUGAUCUGAAGUUUUAAUGGUAAUCUGGAAUGUAUUUGGCAAUUGUGAAGUAUUUACUCUCCUAAAGCGAAAAAGUUAGAAAUCUCAGCGAUUUUGUUUUGUAUUUAAUUUUCUUGGAUAAAAAGAUGUUUCUAUAGCGACAAAUAUGCAAUGUAAUUAUGUUUCUUACAUUUUUGUUACACUAAGUUUUGCAAGAUUUAUUGCUUAAGUAGUGUCUGGCAAAUCCAGAACUUGAUACUGUAUGUAAUUAUAUCUUCAAUGCUUGCACUUAACGCCAGGCUUUAUUGCAUACAUUUAUAAAGCUAAUGUAAAAAAAUGUGCCACACAGUUCUGUCUUUCACUAGAAGCUUUAUCUGUGCCAUUUCAUGUCCUUAAUGUUUGCUGUAUGUUUUAGAGAUAUGGACGUUAUGUAAGUGCAAAAAAGGCUUGAAUAUUUUAUUACAUCUAUAAGUAAAUCUGUGUUUAAACCACAGUUAAUGCUAUUCAUGCAGCCAUUAUGAUCUCUACCAAAGUUAUUAUUUUUUCUGAGUCGUAAAUGUGGUAAAUUAGAGGUAGAGAGGAACAAUGAGGCAAUACAGCAAUUAGGGGCUCUAAUUAUACCUCUGCAGCACAGCUAAUCACUAGUUUCCACAGUUCUGUUCAUGCUUUGCUGUUUGAUAUUUCAAAUACGUAAGCCUGAUUUUUUUUUGUAUAAAUGUGUGUGCACAUUUGUGUGUUUAAUUCCCUGAGCGCAUGAGAGCGUGUGUUUUGACUGAUAACAGCAGUGACUGGCUUAGAAAAAAGUAGGCCUUUUUUUUUUGCUACCACGUUCUUUUCUUCUUUUUAACUUUGCUCAGUUGUACGUUAAUGAGCAGCGCUUCUAAUGAAGAGAGUAGCAGAUUAACCCGAUGUAAACUUCACCUGCUGGCAGAAUGUUUGCAAAAGAAAAACAGAUUAAGGAAAUAAACACUGAAUAAAUUCAACUUGUUUAAAUUACAAAAA
Molecule: messenger RNA, 3713 nt
Organism: Melanotaenia boesemani (Boeseman's rainbowfish)
Lineage: Eukaryota; Metazoa; Chordata; Actinopteri; Atheriniformes; Melanotaeniidae
Gene: trim46b
Product: tripartite motif containing 46b
Exons: 12
Coding region: 285-2729 (814 amino acids)
Molecular function (GO): protein binding; zinc ion binding
Source: RefSeq, a predicted model, not a curated record